AUGGAAUUCAAUCCCUACACACUGAAUGGCGGCACACCAAACGUUAGAAUGUGUCUUACCGGCUUCCAUGGAGAUGUUAUUACGCUAGUUAAGUUAUUGGAAUCCCGUAUUAAGGAAUUUCGCUACCAACACAAGAAGGAUAUAUCACUUACCGCCUUUGCUAAUUUGGUGUCUGUUUGUCUGUAUUCGCGUCGGUUCUUCCCCUUUUAUGUCAGUACUAUUUUGGCUGGUAUUGAUGAGGAUGGUAAAGGUGCCAUUUACUCGUUUGACCCGGUUGGAUCCUAUGCGAGGGAAGUCUAUCGCGCAUGUGGUACAAGUGGCGCUAUUUUACAGCCUUUUAUGGAUAGUCAGAUUGGCGACCCUGAUCUCACCGCUGAAUGUGUUCAAAUGGAGAAGGGUCCCGCAGUUCGGUUGGCCAGGGACGUGUUUAUUAGCGCAGCCGAAAGAGACGUCUAUUGUGGCGAUGCCGUUGUCAUCGACGUAAUCACUGCUUCUGGGGUUAAUCGGAUAUGUUAUCCCCUGCGGCGCGAUUGA
Hydatigera taeniaeformis is the source of this 534-nucleotide messenger RNA. Lineage: Eukaryota; Metazoa; Platyhelminthes; Cestoda; Cyclophyllidea; Taeniidae. The record is from the annotation of a GenBank genome assembly.